AAAAUUUUAAAACACCACUUUAUAAAAUCCAACAAAUACCCACCAAAAGUUGAACAUCAGACACUGUUGUAUACAAUUCAUUCUGGUUUUCUAUUGAUCUCCGAGUGAAUGUUAAUACUUUUAAUGUUACAUAAUAAUUUCUGGUGGUAGAUACUGAAUUACAUCAUUUGCAUGUAAGUGUGUAUGUGUAAUUAUUGUUUGAUUGAUUCUGGAUAUGAUGAACAAAGAUGAAAGAGAAGAGGUUAAUCCUCCACCCUUGUCGAUCCUCCUGAGAUUGGAUCGACUUGAGCAUCAGUUGCUGGUUCUGGAAGAGAGGCACCGUUAUAGAGCACCAAUUAAUUCGGAUGAUAAAUGUCUGAAUCGAGAAGACAAGUGCAGGACCAUGUUCUCUGCCCUUGAAGAGGUUAACCAUAAAGGCACGUUACUAGAGCGAGUAGCAGUGCUAGAAAAUCGAGUAAUUCAGCUGAGCAUAGACAUGGACAUGGAAAACACAUCAAGGUCUAGUUAUUCCAUUUCUGCAGUAGGUGAAAAGCCAGGCCAUGGGUUGGGAUCGUUGGAGGCUAGUGGACCAAAUUAUGAUGAUAUGAAUAUGGUGACCACACUUCAAGAGAAGAUGCAAGAUUCUCUUAUAACACAAGUAAGAGCAAGAUAAGAGCAUUUGUUCAUUAAACUCACCAUCUUGUAGGGAACACAGAAGAUGAAUCAAACGAAUCAAAACCAUGUCUAGAAUGGGUUUUUAUAGGAAGUGGCUCAAGUGGUUGAAAUUGGGAUGUUGAUGUUAGACUGUGCCAUUUUAUCAUUCAAUUUUUUUAUAUAAUUGGAUUCACUUGAAUGUUUUAAGUUGUACUUAGGUCAUCGAUACUCUAAGUGUUUGUUUACUAAUAUCAUGUGCAUACAAGUUCUAUACAAAAUA
Molecule: messenger RNA, 913 nt
Organism: Cajanus cajan (pigeon pea)
Lineage: Eukaryota; Viridiplantae; Streptophyta; Magnoliopsida; Fabales; Fabaceae
Source: RefSeq, a predicted model, not a curated record